Trematomus bernacchii (emerald rockcod) is the source of this 2974-nucleotide messenger RNA. RefSeq names its product zinc finger and BTB domain-containing protein 1-like. Lineage: Eukaryota; Metazoa; Chordata; Actinopteri; Perciformes; Nototheniidae. Gene Ontology annotation, molecular function: protein binding. Gene Ontology annotation, biological process: regulation of immune system process; negative regulation of transcription by RNA polymerase II; regulation of cytokine production. The record is from RefSeq and is a predicted model, not a curated record.
AUGCAUGAUGUCUUGGUGCCUUGUCAGGCGCUGGCGAGGCCGCGCCACAGCGAUCACGUGCCUCUCACGCAGCUCAAAAACCAGCAGCGAGUGGGGGGCUUCCUGUGCGACUGCCUCAUCGCCAUCGGGGACAUCUACUUCAGGGCGCACAAGGCCGUCCUGGCCGCCUGCAGCUCCUACUUCAGGAUGAUGUUCAUCCGGGACCAGCAGGGGGCGGGGCGCCUGGACCUCAGCAACAUGCAGAUCAGCGCCGAGUGCUUCGACCUCAUCCUGCAGCUCAUGUACCUCGGCCGCAUCGUGGUGGGCAGCUUCGAGUUCGAGGAGCUGAAGGCCUCCAUGGCGUACCUGCAGAUGUACUACAUCCCCGACUCACUGGAGGACCUCCGAGACAUCAGGAGCUCCAACCCAACCCCGUCUUUUCCGCCCUCCUCGUCCAGUUCCUCUUCUGGCACCACCGCCGGGAAAAUGAUGUUCGGAGUGCGCAUGUACGAGCAGCCACCAGCUGCACAGGAAGUGGAGACCUUACCCAAAGCUGCCAGCAGGCCGGCGGAGGAGGUGGCUAACGCUCCUCUGAAGGUGGCUAACGCUCCUCUGAAGGUGGCUAACGCUCCUCUGAAGGUGGCUAACGCUCCUCUGAAGAUGGCUAACGCUCCUCUGAAGAUGGCUAACGCUCCUCUGAAGAUGGCUAACGCUCCUCUGAAGCUGGCGCCGCCGCUGGGGGACGGAGCAGCCGAUCAGCCAUGUGACUUGAGGAAGAGGCCCGGCGGCAGGAGUUCGGCUCUCAAAGACCGCCCUCGGUUCGGCCGCACUUACACCUGCGACGACUGUGGCUUUGUCUUCAGCUGCGAGAAACUUCUGAUCGAGCACAUCCUGACCUGCACCAACCGGAAGGCCUUCAGUCAGCCGAGAGGCAACGUGGAGGGGGAGGCAGAGAGCUCCGCCUCCGAGAGCACUGAGGAACACAGGCUCGUCUGUAAAGGCGAGGACGACUGGUCCGACUCCGCCCUCAGGUCUGUGGCAGCCGGCACCGACGGAGAGCCCAGCUCCACCAGGACGCUCUCUAUCAAGACCGAACCGGAGGAUGGCGCGUUCCCUGAGAUACAGAUGGUCCGGGUCGGUGAGCACGCCACCAGAAGCCGUAGAUCACGGCUCAGUGACGCGGCACGAAACAACCUGCAGGGUGAGAAAGCAGCCUCCGACUGCGACCCCGAGCCCGGCGUCUCAGGCGAGCCUUAUGAAGGCCACAUGUCGGGCAGCGAAGAGUCGGGAGUCCCUCCAAAGCUCCGCAAGCUGAAAGACGAGAAGCAGGACGGGGACGGGGCACCCUGUGAGCUCUGCGGCACUCUGUUAACGGGCGAGGACAAGUCCGCCCACUACCUGUCCAACCACAUGGGUCACAUCUGCGCCUGCGGGAGGUGUGGCCAGGUGCUGAUCAAAGGCCGGCAGCUGCAGGAGCACGCAGAGCGCUGCGGCGAGUCCCUGGGCGGAGAGUCGGAGGACGAGGCGUCGCUGCCGGAGGAGCCGCAGGGGAUGGAGGUGGAGGCAGCCGACCUGGCCUGCCCUCACUGCGGGAAGCUGUUCCAGAGCGAGGGCCUGGCGCUGGACCACGCCCUGUCCUGCCACGAGCAGGAACAGCUCCGCCCCGUGCUGCUGGAGGAGGGCGAACCGGAUCACCGCCGCAAACACUUCUGCAGCAUCUGCGGCAAGGGCUUCUUCCAGCGCUGCCACCUGCGGGAGCAUUACACCGUGCACACCAAAGAGAAGCAGUUCACCUGCCAGACCUGCGGGAAGCAGUUCCUGCGGGAGCGCCAGCUGCGCCUGCACACCGACAUGCACAAAGGCAUGGCGCGCUACGUGUGCCCCGUCUGUGACCAGGGCACCUUCCUCAAACACGACCACGUCCGACACAUGAUCUCCCACCUGUCCGCCGGGGAGACCAUCUGCCAGGUGUGCUUCCAGAUCUUCCCCGGCGGAGAGCAGCUGGAGAAGCACAUGGACGUCCACCUGUACAUCUGCGGCGUCUGCGGGGAGAAGUUCCGCCUCCGGAAGGACAUGCGCAGCCACUACAACUCCAAGCACACCAAGAGACUAUAGGACAUGCGCAGCCACUACAACUCCAAGCACACCAAGAGACUAUAGAUACUCAAGAAGCCAUAUGUGGGAGAACCAAUGAACUCCAACACCAAAAAGAAACUUGCACUUUGAGAGAACCUGAGCAGCUGCAGCCGGUCAGGACUUCCUUGGGUCCCUGGUCCUGAGGAGAGACACUUUAGGAACUGCUGCAGGUCUCUCCACAGCUCGCCCGCCUUACUGGACCUUUACUCCUGAUAUUUAAUACUGGAGCUGCGGUUCUGUCCAAAAGCCCAAAGAGAUGAAGCCUCCUCACCGCAGGAGAGCCCUCCAUGAAACCAGCUCAUCACGUCACGUCUGAAGUGCUGGACUAUAAAUGUAUAUGAACCGGUUGUUGGGGGGGGGUUCACCUGAUGCUCCGUCAGCAUCCUGAUCACCAUAUGAGUCUGUCUGUAGAACCUGGACAUGUAGAGACCCCAAAGUGUUCUGAUAGAGAUGUAGAGUAGGGUCUCCAGCACAUAGAGACUGCUGGAUGCUAACCUGCAGAUGCUGGGACAUUAGCACAGUUAGCAUAUUAGAAAUGUCUUGAUGUCCUCAACAUGUCCGGGUCUCACUGCUGUGGGCGGACUGAGGUCUGGUCCGGGUCCUGCAUACGCUCCAGGUCUGACAGGUGUGUCUUCAUCAGGUUUUAUAUGCACACACAUCUGGCUGUGUGUGGGACCCCAGGGGGUGAGGGUCUCCGUGUGGACAGAGUCAGGUAACACACUGUGACGAUUCGCACCGCGCGAGUUGGUCCGUCAUAAACGUAUAAAGUCUAUCUUUAAAAAGUGUGUUGGUUUAUGAUCACGUGUGAUCAUGUGUGUGUGAUCACGUGUGUGUGAUCACGUGUGUGUGAUCACGUGUG